Messenger RNA from Fusarium musae, 2025 nucleotides. RefSeq lists its product as uncharacterized. The transcript is spliced from 5 exons. Gene Ontology annotation, molecular function: histone binding. Gene Ontology annotation, cellular component: Set1C/COMPASS complex. Lineage: Eukaryota; Fungi; Ascomycota; Sordariomycetes; Hypocreales; Nectriaceae. Bases 1 to 2025 code for a protein of 674 amino acids. The record is from RefSeq and is a predicted model, not a curated record.
AUGGCCGGCUACCAACGACCCAUGAGUUUUUCCGAAAGACGAGGAAGCGCCCUCAGUGACGACUUGACCCUCGGCACAUCGACGAAUCCCAUGGUUAACCACCGCUUGGAAAAGCUGCCUCAGCAGCAACGGCACGUGCGUGGACCUCCUACUCCCAGCAUGUCUACACCCGCCGCGGACUUUGAUCAACAACUCACUGGCUCACCUCCACCGCCUCCCACACCCGCUGCGUCUCCGGGACCUUCGCAUUUCCAACCAGAUUGGAGUGAUGCGGCUGAUGACGAAGACUUCUUUCUCGCAAAAGUCCGGCAACACUUCAAAAACUGUUCUGGUCCUCAGAGGACUCGAGUCCUCGCCGAUCUGCUGAACCUCUGUACCAGCCAGCAAUUGAGUUUCGUUCACCAAUUUGUCAGCCCUUUAUUGAAAAAGGACCCAUUUACAAGUCUGCCAGACGAACUGUGUCUUCGGAUAUUAUCUUUCAUCGAUGACCCAAAAGUUUUAGCACGAGCCUCGCAAGUUUCCAAACGAUGGCGAGAUCUCCUUAGCGACGACAUGACAUGGAAGAAUCUAUGUGUCAAACACGACUACGGCCGCCGACUAUCCGAGGUCUACACACAUGCACCUAGUUUCUCAUCAAGACCAUCAGUACUGGCUUUGCAUGGACUCGAUGCCGACAUGGCCAGCAGCAGCAGUUUCCCAGGCGCGCGCCCUUAUUCCUACGCCUCAGGGACCCGAUUGUUCGAGGGCUCGAAUGCUUCUGGUCGACCCAGGUUACGGACUUACAAGUCCCACUUCAAGCAGAGAUAUCUUGUUGAAGCUGCUUGGCGAUCCGGCGGUACUAGCACAACGCGGAAUAUCACCCAAGAGGGGGGUGUCGUCACAAGCCUGCAUCUGACGCCCAAGUACAUCAUUGUGGCACUUGAUAAUGCCAAGAUUCAUGUGUUCGAUACUGAGGGAGACUCGCAACGCACCCUGCAGGGACAUGUUAUGGGUGUCUGGGCCAUGGUUCCCUGGGAUGAUACUCUGGUCAGUGGAGGCUGCGAUCGCGAUGUGAGAGUAUGGAAUCUCAAGACUGGUGCCUGUUUACACACCUUGCGAGGUCACACGUCGACAGUCAGGUGCUUGAAAAUGGCCGAUGCAAACACGGCAAUUUCUGGAUCCCGGGAUACCACCCUAAGAAUCUGGGAUAUCCGAACCGGUCUUUGCAAAAACGUUCUUGUUGGCCAUCAGUCCAGUGUUCGUUGUCUCGAGAUCAAGGGAGACAUUGUCGUAUCCGGUAGCUAUGAUACUUUCGCUCGAGUCUGGAGCAUUUCAGAGGGCCGUUGCCUUCAAACGCUACAGGGCCAUUUUAGUCAAAUUUAUGCCAUUGCGUUUGAUGGUAAGCGAGUCGUGACGGGUAGUCUGGACACCAACGUGAGAAUUUGGGAUCCGACUUCUGGUGAGUGCCUGGCUAUUCUCCAGGGUCACACGUCCCUCGUUGGACAGCUUCAGAUGCGCGGUGACACCUUAGUUACUGGUGGAUCAGAUGGAUCGGUUAGAGUUUGGUCACUGAGAGAAAUGUGUCCGAUCCACCGUCUCGCAGCUCACGAUAACAGCGUCACCAGUCUGCAAUUUGAUGAUACUCGAGUCGUGAGUGGUGGCAGUGAUGGUCGAGUUAAGAUCUGGGACCUCAAAACUGGACAUCUCGUUCGUGAACUCAUCGCGCAAGGUGAAGCUGUCUGGCGUGUUGCCUUCGAAGAUGAGAAGUGUGUUGCGUUGGCCCUGAGACACGGCCGUACAGUCAUGGAGGUGUGGUCGUUCUCACCACCCGAAGAUAUGCUAUAUGACCGACCGCUCUCGCUUCAACAGCGGGUACUGGAGGAUGACCCGAAUCGACCACUGAGCGCCAUGGCUAUCGACUAUCGUACUUCACAACAGACUUUGGCCAGUCCUAGCCAAGACGCUUUAACCCAGGAUGUCGAGAUGAACGACGUUGGACCUUCAACUGCCCCAUUGCAGGGCGGUACGUUCUUUCAUGACGACUGA